Messenger RNA from Verruconis gallopava, 920 nucleotides. RefSeq lists its product as uncharacterized. Bases 305 to 691 code for a protein of 128 amino acids. The transcript has a single exon. The record is from RefSeq and is a predicted model, not a curated record. Gene Ontology annotation, cellular component: nucleus; DSIF complex. Gene Ontology annotation, molecular function: zinc ion binding; RNA polymerase II complex binding. Gene Ontology annotation, biological process: chromatin organization; positive regulation of DNA-templated transcription, elongation; mRNA processing. Lineage: Eukaryota; Fungi; Ascomycota; Dothideomycetes; Venturiales; Sympoventuriaceae.
CAUUGCUUGGCAGCAAUGCUGCCGCAUGCCAUCUCUCAUUGCACGUCGUUUCAGCAUUUUAUCACUUCUGUUCAGGUACCAUUGGCUUCCGCAAAAAUUUUAGCCAUCUUAAGUUCACGCUGUGCUCAUUUGAUAAUUAUCUUGAACACAGCACUGCACGCACAACAAAACAUCCCCCCACUCUGGCAUUUGUCUCGGCUGUUACGCUCUCCAAAAGCCUAAAACGCAACUGGUAACCUCGAAACCACGAAACCACGAAGCCAGAGUCAGAGCAGCUGUCGAAAGCUAUCCAGUCAGAGCCGAAAUGUCAUCGCUCGCACGUGAUUACGGGGUGACAACGGGCUAUCAAACGAGAACUCUCCGUGCCUGCAUGGUCUGUUCCAUCAUUCGCCCACAAGCAGACUUUCUAAAGGAUGGAUGUCCUAAUUGCGAAGAAGCAUUGCAAAUGGCUGGUUCGCAUGACACUGUGAGCGAAUGCACUUCUUCAAACUUUAAUGGCAUCAUCGCCCUUAUGGAUGAGAAGAAUAGCUGGGUAGCUCGAUAUCAUCGCUUAGAAGGCUAUAAGCCGGGAAUGUACGCGGUGCAAGUCAUUGGCAAUCUUGGUGAGGAGUACAUUGAUAUGGUGCGUGCGGUGGGGAUGAGGUUCGUCAGAAGAGAUGGCAAGAAAGUCGAAGACGAGCAGCCUGAGUAGAAUUUCCAACUCAUUCAUCAGUUGGCAAUGCAGAUUACGUGUGUGAAAAUCUCAAGUUUAUGGUCAUUCAGGUUCUGAUCUUGAUUAUCUUGCUUAUCCACUUGAAAAAAUUGGUCACGAGAACAAUGUUUGAGCAUGGUGAAUAGAGACCUUAAUUAAUCGACACCAGCCGAUAGUACAAAGAUAGAAGUUUGAGACCAAUAUCCAUGUUGUUGAUUUUAGCCACCAU